Messenger RNA from Astrephomene gubernaculifera, 1069 nucleotides. NCBI's taxonomy places the organism in Eukaryota, Viridiplantae, Chlorophyta, Chlorophyceae, Chlamydomonadales, Astrephomenaceae. The record is from the annotation of a GenBank genome assembly.
GGCGGACGAUGCGUCGGCGGAAGCCCAGCUGGCCGCCAAGCGUGCGGAGGUGCGGCGGCUGUUCGGCCCCGGCUCCCGCCUCCACCAGCUGGUCAGCUGGCUGGGCGGGGCUGAGGGGAAGGACGACUGCCUCAUCGUGCUGGACGAGUGCCACAAGGCCAAGAACCUGCUGGACGCGGCGGGGAACUCCAGCCAAACCGGCCUGGCGGUGGAGUCGCUGCAGGACCAGCUGCCCAACGCACGCGUGCUGUACAGCAGUGCCACGGGGGCCUCGGAGCCGGACAACCUGAGAUACAUGAUCCGACUGGGCUCCUUCGGCUACCCGCACAUCGGGGACAUGAUCAACGCGCUCAAGAGGUCGGGUCUGGGUGCACUGGAGAUGUUUUGCAUGGGGCUGAAGGCCACUGGCACCUACGUGUCCCGUACCCUGUCGUACAAGGGGGCGGAGUUCCGUACGGAGGUGCUGGAGAUCGACCCCACCUUCCGUGUGAUGUACGACCGCUCCUGUGCGCUGUGGAGCCUGGUGUACAAUGUGAUGCGCGCACUGCCCAAGACCAAGAACCGCAGCGGGAGGGACAUGAAGGCCAGCCUGUUCUGGGGCGCGCACCAGCGCUUCUACCGGCAGAUGCUCAUCGCGUCAAAGGUCCGGCGCUGUGCCGAGCUUGCUGACGAGGCGCUCCGUCGCGGCAUGUGUGUUGUGAUCGGGCUGCAAUCCACGGGGGAGGCCAACCUGAACAGCGCGCGGGAGGCAGCAGCGGCGGGGGGAGGAGCGGGAGGAGGUGAUGAGGAGGGCAUGGAUGACUUUGUGUCGGCUCCCAAGAUGAUCCUGCAUAACUUCAUCUCCCAGUGGCUCUUCCACUUCAACACUCCGGUGGGGGGCCUCAUGCGACAAAAGAAGAUGCAGCACCUGCAGAGCGAGAUCUACCGCGUUUGCCUGGCAUGGAAGAACCAGCCCCCAGCUGCCGAGGAGGCAGCCCGCAUCGCCCGUACCGCCAGGAUAGAGGCGAAGAAGGAGGCGCGCAGGGCGGCGGCAGCGGAGGCUGCCGCCGCUGCUGCUGUCGCUGCUGCU